AUGGCCGCUCCAACACCAACCAUCAAACUCGCCGUCUUGAUCGAUGCCGACAACGCCAGCGCCGCCAUGGUGAGCUACGUCCUCGCCGAAAUCGCAAAGUACGGCACCGCUUUCGUCAAGCGUGCUUACGGCGACUGGACAAGUUCGUACCUGAACAAAUGGAAAUCUAAGCUGCUUGAGAAUUCUAUUCAACCGAUGCAGCAGUUCGCCUACACGGUGGGCAAGAACGCGACGGAUUCGGCCAUGAUUAUCGAUGCGAUGGAUCUGCUGUAUACGGGCAGGUUUGACGGCUUCUGCAUUAUCUCAAGCGAUAGUGAUUUCACUCGGCUUGCGUCGCGCAUUCGUGAAUCGGGGCUGUUGGUUUAUGGAUGUGGAGAGCGCAAGACACCAAAGCCAUUUGUUACUGCGUGCGACAAGUUUAUCUAUGUUGAGAAUCUCAUACCGAGAACUGAGACGCCGAUUGUUGAGUCGGUCGAGUCGGCUGAGAAUACGCUAGCAAGACUGUUUGAGACGGGGUCAUACAACACAGCGCCAUACAGUUAUGGAUCUACCAACUACAGCCUGCCCAACGGAGGACAAUCCGAAGCAGGACCAUCAGGCGCAGGUCCUUUGGUUGUAGUACCACCCCAGAGCCAGCCGACCGACACUCCUCCGGCCAAGCGAAAGCGAACCAAAAGCGAUACCGACGCGCCAAUCAACGACCCUCAGCCCAUCACCCCGCAGCUGAUCGAGUGGCUGCGAGGCGCCGUGGAGGCAUCAUCAGAGGAACAAGACGGCUGGGUCAGACUCGCUGACGUCGGGAACCUUAUGCUUAGAUGGCAUCCGGAUUUUGACUCCCGAAGCUACGGGUUUGAGAAGUUCGGGCCGUUGAUACAGGCUACUGGGACGUUUGAAAUGGACCGCCGGAUUGUCACUCAGGGAAGACCCCCUAUCGUGUAUGUGCGGGUGAAGCAAGUGGAGGAUAAGGGCAAGGAGAAGGAGGAAGGGAAUUCCAAUGGGGAUGGCAAACAGUUAGAGUUUCCUCUGCCAAGGACUCUGGUCUCUUAUGGAUCUUAG
Fusarium sp. VM40 is the source of this 1056-nucleotide messenger RNA. The record is from the annotation of a GenBank genome assembly. Lineage: Eukaryota; Fungi; Ascomycota; Sordariomycetes; Hypocreales; Nectriaceae.